AUGGAAAGAGUCGAGCUCAAGCAUACCAUCCAUGUCUUUGACGAUGAAACAGCCUCGGAGAUGACGAGCCGACUCCCAUACAACCCGAUCAACUCGAUUCUUCUAGCGACGGUCCAGCAAACCAUGACCAAGCAAAGCCUUGAUCUCGACAAACCUUUUCGUGUUCUCUACCUUGGGAACUCGGAGUACCGGAACAUUAUACUGGAUAAGAUCGGCGAUGUCUUGGUGUCAAGCUCAACUACUGGGUCGCAGUCUAGCUCUGCCGAGUCCUCUCGAUAUCAUGUUGUACCGACUUCAUUCGGAGUUGGAGCAGUUCCAAAUUUUGCAGAGCUUCUUCCCAUUCAUGUUCAGCUUGUGGUAGAUGAAUGCACGGAAGCUAGCUCCGACGCUCAUGCGGACCGCCCGAGCACAUUGCAUUUAAAUUUCAAGAACCGCCCUCCAUGCCGUUCGCAGUGGCUCGACAACAGAUAUCAAGUCUCGUCCCCUUCUGAGUGGACUUUGCCAGAUGUGGCUAUCAUCUUCGUAUCCACCUGCGAUAACGCAGCCGCUGUGAAGACACGACGUCUCGCUCAUAUUUUCUUGGAACGACAUGCGAUUCCGGCAAUGGUGAUCUCGGAAGAGCCUAUCUGGAGACGAGCCGGUGAGGCUAUCCCUCUUAACCACCACAGCCUCCAUACUUGCCUGGAGUCACGUCACGCGGAAACUGGGAAGACAGCGGUGCUUAAGCGUUACCCCAUCGAUUUGACGACGUUUGAGAGCAUCACGCCGAGCCAGCUCAACCGAAACCUGGCGUCCCUUAUGGACAUAUACCCGAAGAAGACACUCAAAGCAACCUCUGAUCUGCCUAAGCCUGCAGCGGGGAACUCGCUUGCGGACCGCGAGAAGUAUUCACGCAACUGGAUUCCACCAACAUACGCCGCCUGGACCCGCGAAUUGGGACCUCUCCUCCGCCUUGUCACAUUGACCCUCAUCUCGGCCGUGGUCCUGUCAAUUGGCUACUCGGCGUUAAAGGCAGUCUCUAUCUUUUUUGCACAACUGAUUGCUGGUUCAGCACUGUCUCAUUCGUUGUCUCAGACGUCAACCACCUCGAUUCCGACAGCAGCCCUGAACUUGGAAGGCGUGGGACAGACGGCGCUGUCUAUUCGACCAUCCGGAGAUGUCGAGUUGGGAAAUGCUGCAAUUUCUGACUUGAUUGUUUCUUCGCCAUCGGCUCUUUCCAUUGCGACAUCAGGCUCCUCUUUGGGUACUGAUGACUUUGAGAUUCAGGUCGUUGGGGACUGUCAUGUAGUCAUCAAGCCCCCUCGCAGCCUUUCUACCUUCAGAAAACAGCGGCGGUUCGACGUGAGUGUCCAUCGGAAUGGUAGAUCUCUCCCUCAUGAAUUAUCUCGCCUCUUCGAUGGCGUCUAUACGCUGAGGUUGGAUCGGGAGGACGCCUAUGGCUUGGUUGAUGUGACCGUCACAUCCAAGUCAAAUCAUCCAGUUAACCAAACCAUGACAAUUGACUUCGGAACCCCGGGGCUCAAGAUUGCCAACUGGCGACGAGCGGCACAGAACAUCUCUUCUCAAAUUACGAAGGACUUGCAGGUUGCCCAAACGGGGCUCAGUGAAGUCUAUGGCCGUCUCACCACCGAUCUCCAGGUAAUUAUGGGAGAUGUUGUCAAGCGAUCACACUUCUUGUGGGAAGAUGCCGAGAAUUUCCGGCGUGAGGGCCUACACGCUGGCGAUAUUGUUCUGGCCCGGUCGAAGCAGCUCUCGGAAGUCAUCACCCGUAAUGCUGUGCAGCGAUUUCAGAGCGUUUCCUCCGUUCUCCAAAGCCGCUCCGUGAAAGUGAAUCGGGGGGGCCAAAGGGAUCGUGAGUGA
Penicillium waksmanii is the source of this 1860-nucleotide messenger RNA. RefSeq lists its product as uncharacterized. The coding region runs from base 1 to 1860 and encodes 619 amino acids. The transcript has a single exon. The record is from RefSeq and is a predicted model, not a curated record. Lineage: Eukaryota; Fungi; Ascomycota; Eurotiomycetes; Eurotiales; Aspergillaceae.